AUCAGAAAGUAGCAGUUUAAUUUCUUCCUCGAAAAGUUCUUGCGACGGCUGAGUUUGCCGGUAUAAAGAAUGAGAGAAAAGGAGUUUGUACUUUCUUAUUAAAACAGCUGGACACACAACCGGUCACCUACUGAUUAUUUAUUCCCGUUGAAAGGUUUCUUAUAGCCCAAAGCGAAAAUGGCCAUUUCCUCCAGUUCAAAGCUGAAUAAAGCUAUGACUCAGAUGUACAUGGGCCUGCCACAGGGAGACAAAGUGCAGGCCAUGUACAUCUGGAUUGAUGGGACCGGAGAGGGACUCCGCUGCAAGACCAGGACUCUGGACUCUGAACCCAAGACUAUUGAAGAUCUCCCAGAGUGGAAUUUUGAUGGAUCCAGUACAUACCAGGCUGAGGGCUCAAACAGUGACAUGUACCUCAUACCAAAGGCUAUCUUUAGAGACCCAUUCAGGAAGGACCCCAACAAGCUGGUUCUUUGUGAGGUUCUCAAAUACAACAGGAAACCUGCAGAAACGAACCUUCGUCAGAUGUGUGACAAGAUAAUGAGCAUGGUGGAGGACCAGCAUCCAUGGUUUGGAAUGGAGCAAGAAUACACACUACUUGCCAUAGAUGGUCAUCCUUUUGGCUGGCCCUCAAAUGGUUUCCCAGGACCACAAGGUCCUUAUUACUGUGGUGUGGGAGCAGAUAAGGCCUAUGGCAGGGACAUUGUUGAGGCCCAUUAUAGAGCCUGUCUGUAUGCUGGGGUUAUGAUUUGUGGCACCAAUGCAGAAGUCAUGCCUGCACAGUGGGAAUUCCAAGUGGGUCCUUGUGAAGGCAUCAGCAUGGGAGAUCACCUGUGGAUAGCUCGUUUUAUCCUGCACAGGGUGUGUGAAGACUUUGGUGUUGUGGCCUCCUUUGACCCCAAACCUGUUACAGGCAACUGGAAUGGUGCUGGCUGCCAUACAAACUUCAGCACCAAGAACAUGCGAGAGAAGGGAGGCCUCAGGCAUAUUGAGGACGCUAUUGAGCGGCUGGGCAAGAGGCACCACUACCACAUUCGUGUCUACGACCCAAAAGGGGGGCUUGACAAUGCCAGACGUCUCACUGGCCGCCAUGAGACCUCCAACAUCAAUGAGUUCUCGGCUGGCGUGGCUAACCGUGGUGCUAGUAUCCGAAUCCCACGAACUGUGGGCCAGGAAAAGCAAGGCUAUUUUGAGGAUCGCCGUCCCUCAGCUAACUGCGACCCAUAUGCUGUGACUGAAGCAAUCAUUCGCACAUGUCUACUUAAUGAGGAAGGAGAAGAGCCCACAGAGUACAAAUGAACUGCAAAGAACUCCCAUGUGCCUUCUUUAAAAUAAGUGGUUUGGGGAAUAGAAACUCUUAUCUUUUAGUACUGUCUUUUUACUGGAAUCUUGUGUAUAGUUGACUGGUCAGUCAGAUACAAGAGUUGAGGUGGAUCUUAUCCUGGAAACUCGUUAGCUUUCCUUCCUUAUCCCCCCCUCCUGAAAUCUUGGUUAAGUGCCAACAUAUCACCUGCCAAACUGUUAUGGUCUUUAUUCUGGAUGCUGGUUGUCUAGUGAGUAUGGAAGAAUGAUGGGUAGAAGGUUCCCGUUCCAUUCACAUAAUGUGAAAUAGGUUUUUCUGUGACCCUCCGUAUUGAGCAUUAACGUUUGUUUGUUGUUUUUUGUUUUUUUAAUAACUGCCCAAAAGGUUUUAUGUUCCUUUUUAUAAACCGGUUUUGUUCUUAUCCAGAUUUGGGUACAGAUAACUGAUUUGAUUUUUUUUUUUCAAGUUUACUUUAUUGUUCAAAAUCCAUAUGUACAUCUGUUAAUGGUUUUGGUGUUAUUCAUGGUGUAUAAUUUUAUAACUGAUUUUACUUGUUCUAUUACAGGUGCAUUAAAAAUGUAUUUUCAAAGA
Molecule: messenger RNA, 1891 nt
Organism: Ictalurus punctatus (channel catfish)
Lineage: Eukaryota; Metazoa; Chordata; Actinopteri; Siluriformes; Ictaluridae
Gene: glulb
Product: glutamate-ammonia ligase (glutamine synthase) b
Exons: 7
Coding region: 178-1296 (372 amino acids)
Cellular component (GO): cytoplasm
Molecular function (GO): glutamine synthetase activity
Source: RefSeq, a predicted model, not a curated record